Molecule: messenger RNA, 4069 nt
Organism: Mauremys reevesii (Reeves's turtle)
Lineage: Eukaryota; Metazoa; Chordata; Testudines; Geoemydidae
Gene: SYNDIG1L
Product: synapse differentiation inducing 1 like
Exons: 8
Coding region: 660-1379 (239 amino acids)
Cellular component (GO): intracellular membrane-bounded organelle; membrane
Source: RefSeq, a predicted model, not a curated record
GUGACCCUGCAGGGAGCAGGUUAGGUUCCUGUGGAAGACCCUGAGAUAGGGCCUGUAAAAGAAGCAGGGAGGGCCCUGGAAGAAGUUGCUGCUGUCCAGGGGGAGAUGAAGCCAUGGGAAUCCUGUCAGGAAGAAAAGAACCUCCAGGGAGAAGAUCCCAUGAGAGCUCUCAGCUAAAAGAAGCAAAGAUGAGCCUUGGGGGAAUAGGGGUGGAGAGCAGCAAACUUCAGUGAAUUGUUGAUUGAGAGAAGGACAACAGGGAAGGCAUCCAGGGAUCAGCUCUCUACAACUGACCUGGAAGGACUUUAAGGUGACUGAACUGGCUGGAGGACUACGGCAUGGAAGAUGCAGACUUUAGCAGAACCAGCACAGCAGAAAUAAGGGUUGCUAGAGGAGAAGGACCCCAGCAGUGUCAUGCUCUGAAGCCAGGGGUUGACUCUGGUGACCUCUAGGGGCCAAUCAGCGCAAAUCGAAGUCAACGGCACUGACUGUGCGGGUGUUGGAUCAGGGCCCUCCAUCACUUUCAUUGCCUUUCUUGGGGCAUCAGAAGUGAACAGGUUAUUCCAGCCUGAUCAGCGGCCUUGAGGACAUCCUGCAGCAGAGUCCUCAUCUGAAAUACCUUCAGUUAUUUUGAGCUUCUCCAGGCCAUUUUUAGCAGAAUGGAAAGUCUGAGUGAGCUUCAGAACCCACUGCUGGCCAAGAGCAGCAGGCAUCUUCACGGUAGCUACUCCUACCAUCAGCAUCACCCUAGUCAUUGCUGCCAGGGGAAACUUUACAUCUUUCAAAACACUGGCAGUGCCAGGACUCACCAGCUGCUGGAUGCCAGUUCUCUGCAGUUGGCCGUUGAAGCAUUGUAUGGUCCCAACUUCAUCCUAGUGAAAGAUGAGACCAGUCUCAAGGCCAAGGACAACAAAGGGGAGAGCUGCGAGACAACCUUCAUGGAAAACAAAGAGGCCCCCUCUGAGGCUGCAGAUGGGCGAGAAAAACAAGGGCCAUGCCAGAUGGAGAGUGACAUCAGAAUCCAAACAGUGUCCUAUGAGGUGGAGGAGGAGGAAUUCCAGGAGUAUGAGAGUGACUCCUCGAGUGACAGUGAGAGUGAGGAUCAUUUCUUGACACUCCCCCCACGAGACCACCUGGGCCUGGCCAUUUUUUCAAUGCUCUGCUGCUUCUGGCCCCUGGGAAUCGCUGCCUUCUACUUCUCCCAUAGGAUGUUGGGGUUGAAUAAAGAGGCGUCAACAUUUGCUGAUGACACGAAAUCAUUCAGACCAGUAAGGCUGUCUCCAAGGGGGACUUCCACAUGGCAAGUUCAGCCUCCCGGCGGGCCCUCUUCUUUGCUGCGCUCUCCAUCACCAUCGGCACAGGGGUCUAUGUUGGUGUAAUUGUAGCACUGAUUGCUUAUCUAUCCAAAAGUGGCCAUGUAUAGCAGAGACCUUCAUGCCAAAGCUCAGCACUCUGCACCCAAAGGCCGAUGCUAGUGGGAUUCACGCUUUUGUAUGGAGCAUAGGACACAACGCUUGCAAGAGCCGCUGAGCAGCUCCAUGAGUCGAGGGAUCCAGGCUUGGAUGCGCUGUACAGGGUCUUUCCCUUUUACAUGAACAAUAGACUCCAUUCUCCUUUACACCUUGGACAACUGGCUAACAAAGUCCUGCUAGUAAAGAACUCAGCACAGCCUGAAAGUCCUGGAUUCUGAGGCUGGGAGGAGCAUGUUUCACUUAAGGAAGAAUGUGGAAGAGAUACUUUUAGUUCAUCUGCAGGGCCUGGUGCAGCCGCUUAUAGUUUUCAAAACAACAUGUUCAUGUUCUAGUCCUGCACUGUGAAUCCCACCACCUAGUGUAGCACAGCCCUGGUCUGAUUUUGAGGCACAUGGGGAAGAGAGGGCAGGGGGCAAUUAAUUCAUUGCCUGCUCUUCCUUUUAGGAGAGCGGGCUCACAGGCUGAUUGCAAGAGAGAUUGGUCAGGGCUCCUGGUGUGGGGAAAACACUUCAGUUUUAGUGCCACAGGCUGGCAACUGUCCCUUUAAUUGCCACAAACUAGGAGGACACAGUGCAGCCUAAAUAAAGAGAGAGCUCUGGGACUCAGUCUGCAGAACCUCAGCUAACAGCCCUACCACCAGGCUUUACCCUAGUCUCAUUUACCAAGCCACGGCUCAGCCCUUGGUGAUUCAGACCUAGCUCUGGAGUCAUACAUCCAUUCUAAACAAGACAACGAAAGGUCAUUGGGGUUGGUAAUUGUGUGUCAUCAUUUCAUGUGUAGAAGCUGGUUGGGAAAAGCCUCACAAGUCUUGUGUAUUAUCGUCGUCACAGUAGCACCUAGUGGCCCAACUGUUGUGCUAGGUUCUGUAAAGACACUCAGUAAGAGCUCCGGCUCCAAAGAACAUACAGUCUGUCUCAGGAACCAAAACAGACAAAGGCCGUGUGUGAAACGGAGGCACUGAGAGCUGACAAGGUCACUGAGCUCAGGGGCCACAGAACCCUAGGCCGGAGUGUUAGCCCCUAGGCUACGUACCUCACCUUUAGCUUUAGCAGUGAGCAAUGAAACACUCCAGGUACUGCCAUUUAGGCCAACACCCCAAAGAAAAUAUCCUGUUCUGCCCCCAGUGCGUCUACUUCCAGGUAAAUAACAACCCCCUCUGCCGGAACUGGCCUGAUCCCAAUAAUGCUGGUCACAGACAAAUAAGGAGGUCAACAAAAAAAACCUCUUAACUCAGCUUUGUGUAUAACCUCCAGCCAAAAAUACUGUUUGUUACUGGACAAACGCCAGAGAAGGAGAAAAUGUGUUCCAGGGUUGGAGACUGAAUGACAAGCGAUGGAGCCAAAACCCCAGGUGGGGGGCGGGAAGAAGGGUUUGUGCAAGGCUCUGUGCUGGACAGGACCCACACUGGAAAUGCCAGUGCCACUUAGCCCUGCUUACAGCCUAUUACUUAUGUGUACAGUGCCAGUAACACGCUAGGUGCUUCACAGACGGAUGUGGAGGCAAGGUCUUUGCCCCAAAGAGCUUACUGUAAAGAGACACUUUCUGCUUCAACCUGAGCUCCACUUUGUGCCUCAGACGCCACAUCUUAAACCCUCCUCAUCUUGGCCAGUCCUCACUGCACUUCUUUCCUUGCCUCCCCCCACCUCACCCCUCCUCCCUGGGGCUUCUGUGCACACUAUAGCAUAUUCUGUAAGAAACUCAGCAUGUUCCUUGAUCCGUGUAUUGUUCAUAUGUACAUUUCAUUCUAAAGCAGCAUGUUAAUAUCUGAGAUUUCUAUUGUACUUGAGCCAUAAAAGAAGGGGAAACACAAGAGAAGAGACCUGUUCAGAAGCUUCUCUGAAGGUCCCAUUAUGUUUUAUAAGAUGAAAGAGUUAAUAAAAGAGUGGGAAACGGGAAUGUAUCCUCGAUGUGGAUGUGGACAGAAUGGGGGCGCACUAUGCAAAUGGCACAAAGGUAUUUAGAUCAGUAAAACCCCAGGAUGCUUGUGAGGGAGGCUGGAGGAUGUAAUCCAGCCAGUGGCUGGGCAACACCAUGGGAUAUUACAGUUAACUUAGGUCACUGCAAAGAAAUACACUUUGGGGAAAAGAACCUAAACUUACAGCCUCUGAAUUCAUAGUAGCUUCUUAGGGGAAAGAUUCGGGAGUCCCCAUGGAGUUCAGUUUGCCCAGUGCACAGUAGAUGUUUAAAAAGUAAAGAUGCUCAAAAGAGAGAGAGAAAAUAUAAUGAUUUUGAAUAACAGUGAACUCGUCUGUGGAGUUACUAACCGGUCCCCUGGAGAGGCAGGAAACAGAGAAGCCAACAAAAAUGAUUCAAGGCCUGGCAGGACUUGAAUAAAAGAGAUGAAAGUUAGAGCAGUUCCAAGGUUUUUGUUUCCUUUUUUACCAUUCGGUAAAAUCUUACCAGUUUGACCGAUUCAUAACUCAGGGAGUGGCGUCACUUGGAUCAUAGUGAAAGAAAGUAAAUGGGAAACAAAGCGAGGGAAAUGGGCAUCUAGUUAGCCUGGGGGAGUCAAUGCCCCAUGGGGUCACCAUGCCGGAAAUCAUGGCUGGAUUUAAAAAGAUAAUUGGAUGGCCAAUAAUCACUUCUGAAGCUGUGCA